CCCGAGCCUUGGCCGCCGCUGCCGCUGCCACUGCCGCCGCCGCCGCCCGAGAGACUCGCGCAGAGCAGUUAUGGCGGAUCCCGCAGCGCCCUCAACCGCAGCUCCGGCUCCCGCCCAGGCCCCGGCCGCGGUUCCGGAGGCGGCCCCGGCCUCGGACGCAGCCCCCGCCCCGGCCCCGGCGCCCGCCCCGGACUCGGCCUCCGGGCCGUCCUCGGACUCCGGCCCCGAAGCCGGCUCACAGCGCCUCCUGUUCUCUCACGACCUGGUAUCGGGCCGUUACCGCGGCUCCGUGCACUUCGGGCUGGUGCGCCUCAUCCACGGCGAGGACUCGGACUCGGAGGGCGAGGAGGAGGGCCGCGGGAGCUCGGGCUGCUCUGAGGCGGGGGGCGCGGGCCACGAGGAGGGCCGGGCCAGCCCGCUGCGCCGCGGCUACGUGCGCGUCCAGUGGUACCCGGAGGGCGUCAAGCAGCACGUGAAGGAGACCAAGCUGAAACUAGAGGACCGCUCCGUGGUGCCCCGGGAUGUGGUCCGGCACAUGCGAUCCACCGACAGUCAGUGUGGCACCGUGACCGACGUCAGCAUCGACUGCGCCGUCAAGCUCAUCGGCACCAACUGCAUCAUCUACCCGGUCAACAGCAAGGACCUGCAGCACAUCUGGCCCUUCAUGUAUGGGGACUACAUUGCCUAUGACUGCUGGCUGGGGAAGGUCUACGACUUGAAGAACCAGAUCAUUCUGAAGCUGUCCAAUGGUGCCAGGUGCUCCAUGAACACAGAAGAUGGUGCCAAGCUCUAUGACGUCUGCCCGCACGUCAGCGACUCAGGUCUCUUCUUUGACGAUUCUUACGGCUUCUACCCGGGCCAGGUGCUCAUUGGCCCUGCCAAGAUCUUCUCCAGUGUCCAGUGGCUGUCGGGAGUCAAGCCAGUGCUCAGCACCAAGAGCAAGUUCCGGGUGGUGGUGGAAGAGGUGCAGGUUGUGGAACUGAAAGUCACAUGGAUCACCAAGAGCUUCUGUCCAGGGGGCACGGACAGCGUCAGUCCCCCACCUUCUGUCAUCACCCAGGAAAACCUAGGCAGGGUGAAGCGUCUCGGAUGCUUUGACCAUGCUCAGCGGCAGCUGGGGGAGCGCUGUCUGUUUGUCUUCCCGGCCAAGGUAGAGCUGGCCAAGAUUGCCUGUGAAUGUCCAGAAAAACACUGCGCCCAGGGGGAGGGCUCUAUGGCCAAGAAGGUGAAGCGCCUGUUGAAGAAGCAGGUUGUACGGAUCAUGUCCUGCUCCCCGGACACACAAUGCUCCAGGCACCACUCCAUGGAGGACCCAGGCAGGAAAGGGGGGGCCAAAGCCAAGAGCGAAACGGGGUCCGCCAGCCCCGAGGAGACGCCCGACGGGUCCGCCAGCCCGGUGGAGAUGCAGGACGAGGGCCCAGAGGAGGAGCGGGAGGCCGGCGAGCAGCUGCCCCCCUUCCUGCUGAAGGAGGGUGGGGAUGACCGGCUGCAGUCAGCUGAGCAGGACGCGGACGACGAGGCCGCGGACGACACGGACGAUACCAGCUCGGUCACGUCCUCCGCCAGCUCCACCACUUCCUCCCAGAGCGGCAGCGGCACGAGUCGCAAAAAGAGCAUCCCUUUGUCUAUCAAGAACUUAAAGCGGAAACACAAGAGGAAGAAGAAUAAAAUCACUCGGGACUUCAAGCCGGGGGACAGGGUGGCUGUGGAGGUGGUGACCACGAUGACGUCGGCAGAUGUGAUGUGGCAGGACGGCUCCGUGCAGUGCAACAUCCGCUCCAAUGACCUCUUCCCCGUCCACCACCUGGACAACAACGAGUUCUGCCCCGGAGACUUCGUGGUGGACAAGCGAGCCCAGAGCUGUCCGGACCCCGCCGUCUACGGCGUGGUGCAGUCUGGGGACCACGUGGGCCGCACCUGCGUAGUGAAGUGGUUCAAGCUGCGGCCAAGUGGGGAUGACGUGGAGCUGAUUGGAGAGGAGGAAGACGUGAGUGUUUACGACAUUGCCGACCACCCCGACUUCCGGUUCCGCACGACCGAUAUCGUCAUCCGCAUCGGCAAUACCGAGGACGGGGCUCCUCCCAAGGAGGACGAGCCAUCAGUCGGCCAGGUGGCCCGCGUGGACGUCAGCAGCAAGGUGGAGGUGGUGUGGGCUGACAACUCAAAGACCAUCAUCCUGCCCCAGCACUUGUACAACAUCGAGUCUGAGAUUGAGGAGUCAGACUACGACUCGGUGGAAGGCAGCACCAGUGGGGCGUCCUCGGACGAGUGGGAGGACGACAGUGACAGCUGGGAGACGGACAAUGGGCUGGUGGAGGACGAGCACCCCAAGGUGGAGGAGCCCCCCAUCCCAGCCGCUGAGCAGCCAGCGGCCCCCGAGGAGGACAAGGGGCUGGUGAUCAGCGAAGAAGCAGCCACAGCCGCUAUUCAGGGGGCUGUGGCCAUGGCCGCCCCCGUGGCGGGGCUCAUGGAGAAGGCUGGCAAGGAUGGGCCCCCGAAGAGCUUCCGGGAGUUGAAAGAGGCCAUCAAGAUCCUAGAGAGCCUCAAGAACAUGACCGUGGAGCAGCUGCUGACGGGCUCCCCCACCUCCCCCACGGUGGAGCCUGAGAAACCAACUCGGGAGAAGAAGUUUCUGGAUGACAUCAAGAAGCUGCAGGAAAACCUCAAGAAGACCCUGGACAACGUGGCCAUCGCAGAGGAGGAGAAGAUGGAAGCCAUGCCAGACACAGAGCGCAGGGAGGACAAAGCCGAGGCACAGUCACCUGUGAAGGCCGAGUGGCCCAGCGAGACCCCGGUGCUCUGCCAGCAAUGUGGCGGCAAGCCCGGCGUCACCUUCACCAGCGCCAAGGGCGAGGUCUUCUCGGUGCUGGAGUUUGCGCCCUCGAAUCACUCUUUUAAGAAAAUUGAGUUCCAGCCUGCAGAAGCCAAGAAGUUCUUCAGCACGGUGCGGAAGGAGAUGGCGCUGCUGGCUACCUCGCUACCCGAUGGCAUCAUGGUCAAGACUUUUGAGGAUAGAAUGGACCUCUUCUCGGCCCUGAUCAAGGGCCCCACUCGCACCCCGUAUGAGGACGGCCUCUACCUGUUUGACAUCCAGCUCCCUAACAUCUACCCAGCCGUGCCCCCCCACUUCUGCUACCUCUCCCAGUGCAGUGGCCGCCUGAACCCCAACCUGUAUGACAAUGGGAAGGUGUGCGUCAGCCUCCUGGGCACCUGGAUUGGCAAGGGGACGGAGAGGUGGACGAGCAAAUCCAGCCUUCUCCAGGUGCUCAUCUCCAUCCAAGGUCUGAUCCUGGUGAACGAGCCGUACUACAACGAGGCCGGCUUCGACAGUGACCGGGGCCUGCAGGAGGGUUACGAGAACAGCCGCUGCUACAACGAGAUGGCCCUCAUCCGCGUGGUGCAGUCCAUGGCCCAGCUGGUGCGGCGGCCGCCCGAGGUCUUCGAGCAGGAGAUCCGGCAGCACUUCAGCACCGGUGGCUGGCGCCUGGUGAGGCGCAUCGAGUCCUGGCUGGAGACCCACGCCCUGCUGCAGCGGGCCCCGGUGCUGCCCAACGGGGUCUUCAAGGACAGCAGCCCCACAGGGCUGCCUGCUGCGGCCGAGCUCUCGGACUGCGGCCGAGAAGACGCUGAGGACGGCGGGCCGGGCCCUGGAGAGGCCUCCCAGGGCUCGGACUCAGAGGGCGGCACGCAGUGCCUGGCCUCCGCCGGCAGACACCACACAGACCAGACUGCGGAGGCAGCGCCCGACGCCUCGGUGCCGCCCAGUGUCAAACCAAAGAAGCGGAGGAAGAGCUACCGGAGCUUCCUGCCCGAGAAGAGUGGCUACCCCGACAUCGGCUUUCCCCUCUUCCCGCUUUCUAAGGGUUUCAUCAAGAGCAUCCGGGGCGUCCUGAUGCAGUUCCAGGCCGCUCUGACAGAGGCAGGCAUGCCGGAGCCCGCAGAUGACAAGUAGCCGCCAGCCCUCAAGGAAGGAGGAGCUCGGUGGGAGAGGCCAGCUGCUGCCUGCUCACCCCCGCCCUUGGAACCUCCCUCAUCCCGUUUCUCCUCUGUCCCCCAUGCAAGCCCCCCUCUGCCCUCUUCUUCCCAAGGUGACUGAUACUGAUGUGCAAGAAGUUUCUUGAGAUGCUGCCAUUUCUAUUCCGAAGCAAUCUUUCAACAGGAGGGUCCCCUGUGGCAAAGCAAAUCUGGACCCUAUUUUCUCCUUGUCGCCCCAGGCUGAAUGUCCCGGUACUUUCCCCCUUGCCGUCUCUAUCUCGGGUCAGAGGUGACAGGGGCCCCUGGGGCCCAAGUGUUGUGCGGAGCCGCAGCGGGACGAAUGGACGUGCCUUGCAUGAAGUGUGGGUUGCUCCAGCCGUUCUCCUGGUCCCUUUCGUCCUCUUCAGUUCCAUGGUAGCUCCCCCGUGUCCCAGGCCACCACCACUAGAUCCCCUCCUCCCUAGCAUCAACACUGUCCCUUGGGAGUUACAGCCGCUGUCACUGGCUCCGGGCUCUAUUCUGGCCCAUUACAGGAUAGCCCUCAGGCCUGUUGAACUGGCUGUCUAAGAGAGGCUGGGACCAGGCUGGGUUCAGGGUGACACCCAGGAGGGGUGGUGGCCCUCACUCGCUAACAUGAAGUGAGGACCAGGGAGGGAGCAGCUGGGAAAGCAGCAGCUGUAGGUGCCUUGCUCUUCCUGUCCCACGUGACUGCGGGUCCGAAGCUCAGGCUUCACGGGCUUGCCUGCUUGAACUGAAGCCAGUGUCUGCUCCCUGUUCCGUCUCCCAGCCCAGGACCCCAGGACCCCGGGAGGUGGGAGCAGCAGCACAGCCGAGGCCUGGGCAGGUGCUGAGGCCUCUCCCAUGGACUUGCCCCUCCCACUAUGAAAUGCUAACGCUGGGAGGUGGUGUGUCGCUCACUGAACAUGCGGAGCCGGCCCCCUCUCCGUGAGAACGAGGCCUGCUGUCAGCCCUUAGCUUACAGACUGCAGGCGCCAGCAGGAGAGGCGGCUGCACGCCCGGGUCCUCCUCCCUCGCAGAGACAGGCCCAGAGGUUUACAAGUUUUCUAAGCUUUUGAUAAUGUGAAGCUCGAGGUUCAGAGGAUGCUGAUGAGCCCAUUGCAGCUAUGUACUUUUGGGUGUACGUAUUGUAAUAUUUAAGGGUGAAAACAAAGAUAUUAACUCUUAUUAGAAAAACAAGCAAAGAAGCCAAAGCAUGACGCGUCUUGUCCGCCUUAAGCUGGCUCCACACCUGUGCUGUGCCAUAUCCACCCAGCGGGCAGCAGCCGCGGGGCAGGACGGAGCCGGACCACAGGCCGCGCGCAGCCCCUGGAGCCCAGAGUCGGUACCUUGUUUGAUUAACAUCCAGUGACGUGGGGCUGUGCUUCCCAGUGCGUUGUUCAUGUGGAGAUGUGAAUGCCCACUGCUUAAGAUACCUGUAUAAAGUGCUGUGUGAUUAAACUUUUUUUUUUACUUGCAUUUUUUUGUUUGGCUCAUUACAAUGUACAACAAAGACAAGGUGGCACCAUUAAACCUGCCUCUGCCAUUCA
Molecule: messenger RNA, 5522 nt
Organism: Rhinolophus ferrumequinum (greater horseshoe bat)
Lineage: Eukaryota; Metazoa; Chordata; Mammalia; Chiroptera; Rhinolophidae
Gene: UBE2O
Product: ubiquitin conjugating enzyme E2 O
Exons: 18
Coding region: 71-3952 (1293 amino acids)
Source: RefSeq, a predicted model, not a curated record